UAAGCCCCGCCCCGCUCCGCGUUCCUGCUUGCGAGUUACGCUGGCCGGGUCCUGGCAACUUCUGCUCGCACGCUCUACCAGCCUUCCGGUCCGGGUACCCGCCGCCGCGCUGCCAUGGCUCAACACUUCUCCCUGGCCGCCUGUGACGUGGUCGGCUUCGAUCUUGACCAUACGCUGUGCCGAUACAACCUGCCCGAGAGCGCCCGGCUCAUUUAUAACAGCUUUGCUCAGUUCUUAAUCAAGGAGAAAGGAUAUGAUGAGGAGUUGCUCACUCUGACCCCAGAGGACUGGGAUUUCUGUUGCAAGGGUUUGGCGUUGGAUCUGGAAGACGGGACCUUCAUUAAACUUGCAGCUGAUGGCACUGUGCUCAGGGCAAGCCACGGCACCAAGAUGAUGACUCCAGAGGCACUGACUGAGGCCUAUGGCAAGAAGGAGUGGAGGCACUGUGUGUCAGACAAACGCUGUACAUCAGACAAGCCCUGUGCGUCAGACAACAUUCCUUGCUGCUCAGGAAAGUGUUAUUUCUAUGAUAACUACUUUGACCUGCCAGGAGCUCUUCUGUGCGCCAGAGUGGUCGACUGUUUAACUAAGCAGAACAGAGGUCAAAAAACAUUUGAUUUUUGGAAGGAUGUAGUUGCUGGUAUACAACACAAUUUUAAAAUGUCAGCCUUUAAGGAAAAUUGUGGAUUCUUCUUUCCGGAAAUAAAAAGGAAUCUAGACAAAUAUGUGCACCGCUGUCCCGAGUCUGUAAGAAAGUGGCUUCAGCAGCUGAAGGAUGCUGGGAAAAUUACUAUGUUGAUAACUAGUUCUCACAGUGAUUACUGUAAACUCCUUGGCAGUUACAUUCUUGGGAAGGAUUUUGCAGACCUUUUUGACAUUGUGAUUACAAAUGCAUUAAAGCCUGGAUUCUUCUCACAUUUCCCAAGCCAGAGGCCUUUCCACACGCUUGAGAAUGAUGAGGAGAAGGAUGAGCUGCCAUCUCUGGAUAGACCCGGCUGGUACUCUCAAGGCAAUGCUGCCCACCUUUACGAACUUCUAAAGAAAAUGACCAGCAAGCCUGAACCCAAGGUCGUUUACUUUGGUGACAGCAUGCAUUCGGACAUUUUCCCAGCCCACCACUACACUAACUGGGAGACAGUCCUUAUUCUUGAGGAGCUGCAGGGGCAGGAAAUGGAGGAGCCUGAGGAAGCAGGGCCUCUGGAGAAAAGAGGGAAAUAUGAGGGAAAGCCUCUGAACUCCUUGUCUAAUAAAUGGGGCUCAUACUUUAUCGACUCCGUCUCAAGUCGGGGGACUGCAGAAGAGUCCUUGGUUUAUACCUGGUCCUCUAAGAGAAUCAGCACCUACAGUACCAUUGCAAUUCCGAGCAUUGAAUCUAUUGCAGAGUUACCCCUGGACUACAAAUUUACAAGAUUCUCUACAAACAAUUCAAAAACGGCUGGUUAUUAUCCCUUGGCUCAUUAUACCUUGGGUUCUCAAGACACAGACAGCAAAAUAAUCUCUACUGAAAAAUGAACCAACCGUAUGUACAGUAGACAUACUGUUUAAGAAAUGUUAAUUUUCCACAGCAAUGCAAAUGUUUUAUAAGAACAAUUUUUCAAUGAAAAUUGACCAAAUGGAUACUUGUCAGUCUGUUUUUUUAUAUAAAUCAUUUUAAUGUUUAACAAUUCUUAUUAUAUUAACAUUUUUAGUACCCUAGACUAAAAGAGAACAUGACUGAUAUUUUCUAUGCCGGUAGUUUUGAGGAUUCUCCCACGGUGAUAAACACACACAUGCCAGUGUGCAUUUUUACGUCUGCCUGGCCCAGCAUCUUCCAAAGCCUGGCCCGCCCGCAGUCUAAUAGCAGCAUAGAACCUGAAAAUGAAAAUCUGAAUGCUGCAUUCCAAACCUACUGAAUCAGAAACCUUGGCAGUGGGGCAAGCAAUGCUUUUAAGCAAGCGUCCAAUAAAUCGGAUGCUCUAUUAUGAUUUAAGCCCUGUGCUGAGUAUUCAUACUUUUAAUUGAAAGUCUAACCUGAAUUGAUAACACCAGAGUCUAGUGAAAAUAGGCUAUUGUUCCAGGCUAUUAGGCUUUUUGCUAUUUCCAUUUUUGCCCAAAAUAUAUAAAAAGACAUGAUUUCUUAAGGUAAUAUUACCUCAUUCCUUAGUAUUUCAACUUCAGCUCUGUCCUUGGGAAAGGAGCUGAAAACCUUACUCUGCAGGUGCACAAGUGCACGUCAGGCCUGCAGGUGCAUAGGUGCACGUCAGGCCUGCAGGUGCAUAGGUGCACGUCAGGCCUGCAGGUGCAUAGGUGCACGUCAGGUGCAUAGGUGCACAUCAGGUGCAUAGGUGCACGUCAGGCCUGCAGGUGCAUAGGUGCACGUCAGGCCUGCAGGUGCAUAGGUGCACUCCAGGUCAGGAUAUGCUGUGUUCUGUGUGGUUUUCAUUAGUGAACAUGUGCAUCAGAUUAUGUUUACACAAGAUGUUCAGAUUCAGUUGAUGUCUGUAAGUCCCUGGGUCCUCUUUUGCCUGUUAAUAACUUCACUGUCCAUAAUGGACAGGAUUAGAAAAUAUUAUCAUUAUUUUUUCUUGGAAUUUAGCAUAUAAACACAUGCACUGAAAAAUAAUUUUCUUAAAAUUUCCAAAUAUUCAGAUAAAUACUAACUGUUCUAUGAGGAUGUGUUUCCCAGGGUAAUUAAAAAGGAAACAGAACUUAUUUCUUUACUAUCAGUACCUUUGCUGUUGAUCAAUAAGAAUACAUAUACAGAGAUAUAUUUGAUAUUCAAAAUGUCAUUAGAAUAUUACAAUGAGCACAUGCAAUCAAGCUUAGGGCCAAAUAAAUGAUGAUAUCUAUUGUAUGCUUUAAGUAGAGAUUUCACUUUGCUUUAAAAUAAAGCUAUUUUUCCUCA
Messenger RNA from Mastomys coucha (southern multimammate mouse), 2884 nucleotides. RefSeq names its product 5'-nucleotidase domain containing 1 (gene Nt5dc1). Bases 115 to 1512 code for a protein of 465 amino acids. The record is from RefSeq and is a predicted model, not a curated record. NCBI's taxonomy places the organism in Eukaryota, Metazoa, Chordata, Mammalia, Rodentia, Muridae. Gene Ontology annotation, molecular function: 5'-nucleotidase activity. The transcript is spliced from 12 exons.